Molecule: messenger RNA, 1688 nt
Organism: Monopterus albus (swamp eel)
Lineage: Eukaryota; Metazoa; Chordata; Actinopteri; Synbranchiformes; Synbranchidae
Product: WD repeat-containing protein 26-like
Exons: 5
Coding region: 814-1581 (255 amino acids)
Biological process (GO): proteasome-mediated ubiquitin-dependent protein catabolic process
Cellular component (GO): GID complex
Molecular function (GO): protein binding
Source: RefSeq, a predicted model, not a curated record
UUUUACAUACUGUCCCAACUUUUUCUGAUUUAGGGUUGUAUAUGAGCAUAUAUACUGAACAUAUAAUGUUUUUAUUUUAUCAUAGAGACUGGCUCCAUACUGCAGCUUUAGAAUUUGUAUAUUGUCUCUCACCUUAGUUUCUAGUGUGUGGUAACAGUUACACAGAGCAGCUUAGGGAGGAGUUGUCAUAUCCUCUGCCAAAAAGGCCUGUAUAUUAACAUAAUAAUAAAAAUGUGCAAUAAGGCUACAUAGAAUAAGAAAUAUCUGCAUGUGAUAACAUGAUUUUAUCUGCCAGUAGCUUGGUAAUCUCUAUAGAAUGCUCAGCUAGCAGGUAUUGUGUAUCUCCUGUCUUUUGUUAAACCUUUAUUGAAGGUCUGAAAUGAAUCACAAAAUAUUUCUUCGUCCUUAUGGCGCCCCUCCACAUGGUGGCGCCCUAGGCGACUUCCUAGCUCGUUUAUACCUAAAAGCGGCCCUUUAUCUGUGGUAUGUCCAUAACAGGGCUGCAGCUGUCGAAGAGCAACAAUAACAGGCUCUACACAACAACUUCCCCUCGGCUUUAACGGCACUUGACAGUGCCAGGUACCACCGGACUGCAAAAAAAAAUGCGGUUGUCCAAAUAACCCUGGUCUCCGUUUCUUUGUCGUCCGAGCCGACAGCUGUGUUAACAAAUACGGAGAACCGAGCAGAGUGGGAGCAGGGCUGUUAGGGGCUGCAUCUGGGUCAGUGGGCCUGUCGGCGGCUUGUUAUCCUUGCAGUGUCCCGCUGCGCCUUCGUUUGUAUACUCAUCGUGUUACCUGUAGAAACCACGGUAACAUGCAGGCUAACGGGGCAGUACAAGACCGAGACUCAGAACGCUCCUGCCGAAACGGCGCAGAGAACGGCGAGGCGUCCUCCGCAGGGGACGCUCACUCCAACGGACGUGUGUCAGUCACCAACAAUGGAAACGCUGUCAGCAACAACAACAACAACAACGGAUUGCCAGCCCAGCCCGCGUCCAACAACACCAGCAGCACGGCGGAUGUCAAAAAGAAGAAACGUCUGUCUCAGCCUGAGGAGGAUGUUAUCCGACUGAUAGGACAACAUCUACACGAUUUAGGUCUCAAUCAGACAGUGGACCUCUUGAUGCAGGAGUCUGGCUGCAGACUGGAGCACCCCUCUGCCACCAAGUUCCGCAAUCAUGUCAUGGAAGGAGAGUGGGACAAGGCUGAGAGUGAUCUGAAUGAGCUGAAGGCACUGAUGCAUUCUCCAAGUGCUAUUGUGCGGAUGAAGUUUCUGCUGCUGCAGCAGAAGUAUCUGGAGUAUCUGGAGGAUGGCAACGUCCUGGAGGCUCUGCAGGUUCUCAGAGCUGAGCUCACACCACUCAAGUACAACAUAGAGCGUAUCCACAUCCUGAGCGGGUACCUGAUGUGCAGUCAUGCAGAGGACCUGCGAGCCAAAGCAGAAUGGGAAGGCAAAGGCACAGCAUCCCGAACAAAGUUGCUGGACAAGCUCCAGAGUGAGUACUGUCUGAUUCACACCACAAAAUUGUUUUACUCUGCACAGCAGCUAUUGCAUACUGUGUGUCCGUACACAAACCUGUAAGCAUCAACAGCAGUGGGUUGUUCUUCUGUAUAGUGUGUGUUGGACAGUUUGCUUUUCUUGCCCACUCUGAAAUCCUGCAGCUGCUUUUUAGGCAACAUUAGCACAAG